Polypterus senegalus (gray bichir) is the source of this 1580-nucleotide messenger RNA. It is a transcript of the gene slc51a, whose product is annotated as solute carrier family 51 subunit alpha. The transcript is spliced from 8 exons. The record is from RefSeq and is a predicted model, not a curated record. Bases 191 to 1171 code for a protein of 326 amino acids. NCBI's taxonomy places the organism in Eukaryota, Metazoa, Chordata, Cladistia, Polypteriformes, Polypteridae. Gene Ontology annotation, molecular function: transporter activity. Gene Ontology annotation, biological process: transport.
CCCACCGUUCACGCACUAGCUUGUCAUUUACCUGGACGGCGAUCAUUCGGGAUUUAUUGUUUUUUUAAAACAGGAACGGGACAGGCAACUUUGCUCUGUGUGAACUGAAUGUCACCGGGAGCACAACGGACCGGCCUCGAACAUUCUUUUUUUAUUCGCUCAGGACACUAAUGUGAAAGAGACCGCCAGAAUGCAGAAUAUCUCUUGUCCGACAGAAGUGCCAUUAGCUCUUGAUUGCCUAAAGAGUCUGGACACAUUCGGGAUUCUUUUGCGUUCAGGACUCACUCUGAUGACAUUCAUCUCCUUGUUGGUCUAUACAGAAGAAGUGGUGUACUUCUUCCAAAAAUUUCCUAAUCCAAAAAAGACAUCAAUUAUAUGGGUGACUGGAGCUGCUCCAGUGAUUGGAACCGCUGCGUGCUUUGGCAUGUGGAUUCCCCGGUCCACCUUGAUUACAGAUUUAACAUCUGCCACGUACUUUGCAAUUGUAAUCCACAAGUUCCUGAUAAUGAUGAUUGAAGAGUGUGGCGGCGAUGACGAAUUCUUGGAGCGCUGUGCAAAUGAUACACUAAAGAUCAGCACUGGACCCUGCUGCUGUUGCUGUCCCUGCUUGCCUUAUCCUAAAAUAACAAGGCGGACGCUGUUUUGGCUGAAGCUGGGAACUUUUCAGUUUGCACUCUUACGUCUGGUCUUCACUUUACUCUCAAUCGUCUUGUGGACCAAUGGCAACUUUGAUGCUUAUGAUCUCUCGAUAACUUGCGCUACAAUAUGGAUUAAUCCUUUUGUGGGGAUACUUACAAUCAUUGCACUCUGGCCAGUAGGCAUUAUGUUUAAACAUCUUGCACCAGUACUGAAAAGUAAAAAUAUUAUUGCAAAAUAUGCACUGCAUCAGUCUAUUCUCAUUUUAAGUCAACUCCAAGCUUCUAUCAUUAACAUUCUGGCAAUGAAUGGAGUCAUCGCUUGUUCACCACCAUUUUCCUCAAAUGCCAGAGGAACAGCCAUGAACCAGCAACUCCUCAUCAUUGAAAUGUUCAUAAUCACAUUGACAUCACGAGCCUUCUACCGGAGGAGAUAUGAAGAACUAAACUCUGUUGACCAGCAUGAAGAAGACAACCAAGGAAAUGCCAAGAUCCAACUCAAUGGACCUCCUUUGGAUGGACAGGAUUAUGCCUAAUGUGUGCAAGUUUCUGUAAAACUGUACAAUUUAGUGGAAUUUUCCCUGAAGGGAGGUCACUGGAAAGCGCUAUCUGUGAAAGGAGAAUACCAAAGCAGAGGCAUUUUUUGGGAAAACCCAAGAAGAUAUAUUUUACUAAUCAUACAGCACAAUACAUUUUAUAUUUUAACUAAAAAAAGGAAUUGCUAUGACUUUUGAGGAGCAUUUAUUUCAGUUUAUUAUUAUUUUUUUUACUUACUUUUGUUGCCUUUCUUGCAUUUCAUUUUCUACCACCAGAGAAGCACUUGGUUAAGAAUAUCUUCUUCCCUUCAUGGCACUGACAGUAAGGCAGCUGUGGAAAAAUGUGGUGUGCAAUCACUCUUCUCUCAGUAUCAUGCUGUGGAAAUCCUGGAUUUUUUUUUUUUUUUUU